This is a messenger RNA of Nipponia nippon (crested ibis), 84 nucleotides long. The record is from RefSeq and is a predicted model, not a curated record. NCBI's taxonomy places the organism in Eukaryota, Metazoa, Chordata, Aves, Pelecaniformes, Threskiornithidae.
GAGGCUGUGGGACCAUGUACGAAAUUCACAUUGAGUCAGAGGACUUCAAAGAGAAGCGAAUGGUGCAGCAGCACCAGAUGGUUA